Eremothecium gossypii ATCC 10895 is the source of this 1839-nucleotide messenger RNA. Its product is annotated as Zn(II)2Cys6 transcription factor. The transcript has a single exon. The coding region runs from base 1 to 1839 and encodes 612 amino acids. Gene Ontology annotation, biological process: positive regulation of transcription by RNA polymerase II. Gene Ontology annotation, cellular component: nucleus. NCBI's taxonomy places the organism in Eukaryota, Fungi, Ascomycota, Saccharomycetes, Saccharomycetales, Saccharomycetaceae. The record is from RefSeq and is marked provisional. Gene Ontology annotation, molecular function: transcription cis-regulatory region binding; DNA-binding transcription factor activity, RNA polymerase II-specific; zinc ion binding.
AUGGAUGUGCCUGAAGCGGGCAGGAAGGGCGUGGCGAGGCGAAGCAAAUACUCGAAGAACGGCUGCAGUGAAUGCAAACGUCGCAAGGUGAAAUGCGACGAGACAAAACCAGCCUGCUGGCAGUGCUCUCACUUGGGCAAAAGGUGCGUGUAUAUGGUGAAUAACUCGAAGAUCCGGUUUAAGGAGAUUAAUGUGCUAUCACUCAGAGGUCGAGAACGCGUUACAGACAAGAAAGCCUGCGCAAGGAACGGCACCGGCAGUAGCGACCCAGCGCGGGUUACUAUGCGCGAGGUUGACAAUAGGAUGGACCUUGGUGGCAUGGAUGACCCCCUCCAAACGACGGAAUCGCAAUUGCGUGUGCCCAACUAUGAGUUCCACGGAAACUGGGUAGUACAGGCUCGCGCCGGAUGGGAUGCCGUGGCACAGCGGCUGUAUAUGGUCCCUGAGGAAGAGCUAGGUUAUCUACGAGUCUUCUACUACAAGUCUUCGUGGUGGCUGUUGCCGCUGGCGGUAAGCGCGGAGACCAAUAUCUGCAAUAAUGUGUUGUUCGAACAGCUGGCACGGAUCAAUAUUGCAGAACAGGUCACGACAUCAUACCUUCAGAGUGCCUUGAUAUCCGUGGCAGCUAAGUUUCUAUACAACACUACGCGUCUUGUAAAGCAUCGCGAGGUGCGACAGACACAUCUGCGACUUGUGUUCGAACAGCUGCACAGAGAGUUCAGCCGGCUACCUGAGGUUAAUAUUGCACAGGGAAAGAUUGAGAGCUUGAUGCUCUGCGUACUAAUUCUGACAUUGGAUAGUUCAAGCUUUGAUGGGAAGAGCUGGCGAAUACACUUUAGCGGUGCGAAGAAUUUAUUUAGCAAGUACGGCAUAUACUGUAACCGUCUACCAAUGGAGCCUUCACAGAGAUAUCUGGUUGUACUGGUAAAGUCAUGGCUUGCUGCAAUAGAGGCGACCGCCUCGCUAUUAAAUAGUGGAACUCUUCAGACAGAUCAGGAAAUUGACGAGAUAUUCUCCUUGGGUUCCACAGAUGACAGUGCACCUAUACUACGGGAAAUGGGGCUACUAACGAAUGGAGGCUAUAAUAUCUUCCUAGGAUAUUCAAGAGAAGCUUUGAUGCUGCUAAAGGCCGUUAAAAAGUUUCUACGCGACCCGUCCGCUGACCGGUACAAUGACCAGUUCCUCCUAAUCACGGACCUCCUUCAAGCCAGCCGAAAGUAUGCUGUAAUACCAAACAAUUUUGGCCUCGUGAAUAAUACUGCUUGCACAGAAAUGUUCUCAAUAAAGGCCAGCGCUAUAGUAAGACAUCGCGGUCAAGUAUACUCUAUACUCGAUACUAUACAACAGGUCCAAGUGGAGUCCCUGUUCAUAACAUUUUUAUUAAAGGGAUUCCAUUUCUCACAAAACUGCAUGCUAAUCCAAAAUAGUGCAAACAGAAUCUGGCGCAACAUUGAAUGGAUGUUUGAAGAAUCACAUCUCUCCGCUGGUGAAAUACACUCUAUAAUGGCAAAGAUUGCAGAUGGAUCCGUGAAGACGUAUGAAGAUUUCCGUACUCUGAAUAUCAACCUGGCUCCGCUGUAUAUCAUCAAGCCGCUUCUAUCUGACUUCCGGUGCAUGAUGGUUCAUACGGGCAUAGUUAUCUGCUCUUCCGUUCUGACACAUCGGAUGGAUAUUGAUAUGAUUCGUUGCAAGCUCAUAGCGUACUUCCAGUACAUUGUGGAUGUGCUAGGUGCAGAAUCAGGCAAAACCUCCUUGCAGUAUCUGUUCAGCAUCUGGCGACAGCCCAGCUAUUGCUCGGCCACGUGCCUACGAGAAGACGUUCCCUUACCGUUUUCUUAA